Molecule: messenger RNA, 621 nt
Organism: Osmia bicornis bicornis
Lineage: Eukaryota; Metazoa; Arthropoda; Insecta; Hymenoptera; Megachilidae
Exons: 1
Coding region: 1-621 (206 amino acids)
Source: RefSeq, a predicted model, not a curated record
AUGGAAAUGUUACAGAAUUGGCAAAAUAGAAGAGAUGCCAUUGAAGAAGAAACCAUCGGUCAAGCGAAAAAUCCGAGAUGGUUGAAUUACAAAUCUAAAUUAUUGACGGCCUCUAAUUUUGGAAGAGUAUGCCGUCGUCGAAUUGGUACGCUCUGUGGAAAUGCAGUGAAGUCGUUAGUGUAUCCACGACUGAUUAGUGCACCAGCAGUACAAUAUGGACAGGAAUGCGAAAGAUUCGCACGUGAAGAACUAAGUGUGUGCAUUGGUGUUGAAAUUAAAGAAUGUGGAUUAUUUAUUGAUAGUGCCAUCCCGUUCUUAGGAGCUUCGCCAGAUAGACUUAUAAACGAAGAGGGCAUUGUUGAAAUCAAAUGUCCGAAAACGGCGGAGAAUUUAUUGCCGGAGGAGGCAAUCAAAAGUUUUGCAGUUAUUCGGCGUAAAUUUGCAGACGCAGAAGGAAAUGCACUGAACAGGAACCACUACUAUUACUACCAAAUACAAGGACAAUUACAUGUCACAGGUAGAAAAUAUUGCUUAUUUUGUAUUUGGACCCGAAAAGGGUUAAAGUACAUUAGAGUCGAUAGAGACGAUAACUUCUGGCAAAACAAUAUGGAGCCAAAUUAA